ACCGAAAUUCCGGAGCUUCGGGCGCCCUUCUCGUUCUACCAGCGCCGUACUGUUCUAGUACUUGAAUCCCGAAUUCUUUUUUCCAUCGACUUUCUUGGCGUGGAACAGCCGCUUGAGCGAGCCAGUCCGAGUUCGCCAACCACAAACGUGACCACCAGCGAACAGUUCACUAGAUAUAAGCCGCCCACCCAAAGGGACCCUGAUACCCACCCAUCCUCGUGCUUCGGCUUUCCCAUUACUGUCAUCAGCAUCAAAUCAACUAAGAUUCACUCAUACCCAUCAUAUCAGCGCUCCUCCAACCCACAGUUCCUAUUCGGCCAUGUCUACCUCCGAACAACCGCCCUGGCACGCAGCCUACCCAAAGCCAGUCUCGGAGGCGGUCUUCCUUCCCCGCUCCACGGUCUUGGAAUGGUUCUCAUCAGAAGACAAGCUUCCGGGAAAGCACUUUGUCCUAGUUGACCUUCGCCGUAACGACCAUGAAGUCGAUAUCCCCUCCUCUCCCAUUGACUCCCCCAACACUUGAUGGAUAAGAAGCGCAUAGGCUCUUUGUUUCGCUUUUCGGAAAAACUAAUGCCCAGCAGGGAGGAACCAUCAAAACCUCCAUAAACCUUCCCGCUCAGAGCAUGCACCCCUCCAUCCCAACGCUUUACACCCUGUUCUCGUCAGCGGGUGUUGCGGCCGUUGUCUUUUAUUGUGGUACGUCAUGUGCUCCGGACCCCCGCACCUGUAAGGUGGGGUUAACGAAGGAAACAGGAUCGUCGCAAGGAAGAGGAUCUAGAGCGGCUUCUUGGAUGCAGGAUUAUAUUAAUGAGAAGGGGGACAAUAAUAUGAAGAGCUUUGCACUGGAGGGUGGGAUAAAAGGAUGGGUUAAGGAAGGAGGAAAUUUGCUGGAGAUGGUGGACGGGUAUGAAGAGGAGGCCUGGAAGAAGUUUGUUUAGAAGCAUCGAUACGACGCCGUUACGGCGCAUUGGAGGCACCGGAGGGUUUAUAUAUAGGAAUCGGUUACGAUAAACUCCUUAUAGU
This is a messenger RNA of Tuber aestivum (summer truffle), 1023 nucleotides long. NCBI's taxonomy places the organism in Eukaryota, Fungi, Ascomycota, Pezizomycetes, Pezizales, Tuberaceae. The record is from the annotation of a GenBank genome assembly.